GUCCCACCUCUCUUCGCUGGCACGCUCGUGCGCACAUUGUUCCUCCAAAUAAAUAACACUUCAUGCGUAAUCUUAUUUUGAUUAAGAUUCUCUGCGUUAUCAAAUAAUAUUUUAUAAUUAGUCGUCAUACAUAGGUCACAAUCUUAUCUCCUUCUCUUUAAUAAAUGUUUGUGCUCGGGGUUCAGUGAAGUCAGUCAACGUGGAGCAACGAACAAAUGUACUAAUUUGAAGAGUGAAAACGAAUUUAAAUUUAACGAUCGAAGAAAAGUGAUAGAUACGCAAAAAGUGAUAGUUUUCCGUGAUUUCAAGUGCAUUACCUUUUUAUUUUUUUGUGAUUUAAAAUGCCUCUUCGUCGGAGCAAGGUUUUAGUGAAAUGGAUCUUCGAGAACCAGCACAAGCUGCAGACGGUGCGCUGGUGCAGCUCGUCGCUGCGCUACAAGGAGCUGGAGGAGGCGGCGCACGCGCUGCCCGAGGCCCCGCCCGCCGCCGCGCCCGCCGCCCGCCCCGACAUCACGCCUGAACUUUCCUUCAAGCACGAAGACCUGCAAGUGCGGCUCGCGGCGCCCUACCAGCUGCAAGCCAAGCCUGAGGCCCAGGACCUCGGCUUUGGCAAAUACUUCACUGAUCACAUGCUCAAAAUCCCGUUCCACAAACAACUCGGCGGCUGGCAGAAACCAGAAAUCCUUCCUUUCGAGAACCUUAGCUUGCACCCCGCGGCCAAAGCUCUGCACUACGCGAUACAAUUGUUCGAAGGCCUGAAGGCUUAUCGGGGAGCAGACGAUAAGAUCCGGUUGUUCCGGCCGGAUUUAAACAUGGAGCGUAUGAACCUCGCCGCGCAGCGGUCAGGGCUGCCAACGUUCGACAGCGAGGAGCUUAUCAAGUGCAUCUGCCGGCUGGUGCAGAUCGACCAGGAGUGGGUACCACAUUCUGAAACCUCCACACUCUAUAUACGACCCACCCUUAUAGCCACUGAGCCAACCUUCGGCAUCAUGGCUCCUGAGACAGCGUUGCUGUUCGUCAUCCUAAGUCCAGUGAGUGCGUACUACAAGACGAGUACGGACGGCGCCGUGUCGAUUUACGCAGACCCCAAUGUGGUGCGCGCCUUCCCCGGCGGUGUUGGCAAUAGGAAAGUCGGCUCUAACUACGGCCCUACGAUUGAGGCCACGGCGCGAGCGGCGAAACUAGGUCAUCAUCAAGUGUUGUGGCUCUUCGGACCCAACCACGAGCUGACCGAGGUCGGCGCUAUGAACAUCUUCAUGGUCUAUAUCAACGAACAUGGAGACAAGCAACUAAGUACGCCGCCAUUGAACGGUCUGAUCCUGCCGGGGGUCACGCGCCGGUCGAUCAUGGAACUUGCGCAGGAGUGGGAGGACGUCACCGUAAAAGAAGAAGUCAUUACAAUGGACCGCGUUGUCGAGCUCAACAAACAAGGACGGUUGUUGGAGAUGUUCGGCGCGGGCACUGCGGUGGUGAUCAGCCCCAUCAGCAGGAUAGGCUUCCUCGACCAGAACAUCAACAUCCCCACCAUGAAGCAGCCGCAGCCGCUCUACCAGAGGGUCAAGGACACUUUACUCGCCAUUCAGUACGGACAUAUAGAACACCCCUUCUCCAAACUCAUAUCAUAGUGCCAGGCCCCACGCCUAAAGACUAUAGUGACAUAAGUGAUAAAUAUAACAUAAGCUCACGACUAUAUUUCCAAAUUGGGCUAGUCAGAGGUACAUAGUAACUUUUUUUAACGGGUCGAUACACGAGAAUGGAGACUGCUACACUGAAAAGAGCCUGGUUAUUAAUGUUCAAUAAGGUAAAAAACUAUUUUACAUAUCGAUCCUUUAAAAAUAGUUAACUAUGUAUAAAGUGCGUGAAUCUUUGAGUGACUAGUCAGAGGUACGUCCAUAGUAUGAUGAACGAAGUACCGAUGCAUCACCGAGCUUUUUAUUAGACCAACGUGAUAGGCAACAUAAGUGAUUGACAGUGAUAAACUUCCAUGGACACUAGGUGCCGAGGGAUGCUAUCUUAAUGGUGCCUUAUCGAGAAUGUUUACAUUACUUUCAGUAUGAAAAAGAGUUUUGUGUGAACAGCAAAUUAGGUAUUUAAAUGAUAAAGACGAUAACAGUCAAGGUUAAUGUGUAACUUUGAAUAAAUAUCGUUUGUGACGUAUAGCGAAUUUUAUGCGAAAAUGGAAUUUCUGCUCGUAUUAUUCCAAAUACUCGAGACUUUUAAUUUAUAAUCUAUUUAAAUUUUAUCUGAAAUGCGAGCAAGUAUCGAGGUUGUAUAUACUCGUGUUAACUGUACAGAAUAGAAUAAAUUUUGAUAGCGAAUGUGAUACUAAAUUAUGAAAAGCGUUAGCAAGUUUACUCUGACAUUUAUCAAGAUUUUGUCAUUGCCAUAGUAACAUCUGAUUAAUAAUAAUAUACCUGAGAUGUUGUAUAACAGCCUCCGUGGUCUAGUGGUUAGAGCGUUAGGCUAACGAUCUGGAGGUCCGGGUUCGAUUCCCGAUGGGGACAUUGUCGAAAUCACUUUGUGAGACUGUCCUUUGUUUGGUAAGGACUUUUCAGGCUUGAAUCACCUGAUUGUCCGAAAAAGUAAGUUGAUUCCGUGCUUCGGAGGGCACGUUAAGCCGUUGGUUCCGGCUAUUAGCCGUAAAAACACCUCCACCAACCCGCAGUGGAGCAGCGUGGUGGAGUAUGCUCCAUACCUCCUCCGGUUGAUUGAGGGGAGGCCUGUGCCCAGCAGUGGGACGUAUAUAGGCAGUUUGUUAUGUUAUGUUGUAUAGCGUACCCUUUAUCAGGUAAUGAGAUGAUAAGGCAGGGAGUAAACUUGCUGGUCCUUUGGAGCGUGUUGUUUUCUAGUCUAAGAAUCUGUAUGAACUGUAUAAUAUUUAUAAAUACACUUAAAUUUAUUUACUUCCC
Pectinophora gossypiella (pink bollworm) is the source of this 2909-nucleotide messenger RNA. RefSeq names its product branched-chain-amino-acid aminotransferase, cytosolic (gene Bcat). Bases 342 to 1625 code for a protein of 427 amino acids. The transcript has 8 exons. Gene Ontology annotation, molecular function: branched-chain-amino-acid:2-oxoglutarate transaminase activity. The record is from RefSeq and is a predicted model, not a curated record. Gene Ontology annotation, cellular component: mitochondrion. Gene Ontology annotation, biological process: L-valine biosynthetic process; L-leucine biosynthetic process. Lineage: Eukaryota; Metazoa; Arthropoda; Insecta; Lepidoptera; Gelechiidae.